AUUAACAACAACAGGGUGAAAGGCCAAAAGAGCGAAAGGCAAAGGCCGACUUUGUCUUGCGACCAGGAUACUCGAAUGUUUACCAAGAAAGCACCAAAAAACGUUGUUUGUGAAACGAUCUUGGAAAUAAACGAUAACACUGGGUACGUUAUAACCCUAACACAUUCAAAUAAUGGUUUUAUGUGAUGUUUGAUUUUUUUGCUCGGCCUACACGAAGUAUAGAUAGCUAAAUCAUGUUCAUGGUCAUAGAACAGCAUUUUAAUACAGUAGCACUUUAAAAGAAAACAUAUAGACGAACUGAAAGAAGAGAACUAAAAAAGUUUUCACCAAAAAAAGGUUACAGUUAAUGACCACCUUGAAAUUUCCAAUCUUUGAUGUUACUAAUCUUUUAAGCAUAAAGGAAUCUGCCUAUGGUAGCACGGCGAGAAUAUUCCGUUUGCUUCAUCUUGAGUGUAGCGAUUCAUUAUAUUUGGAUUGCAAAAAAGUAGCUGCUUUUUAGUGCAUAGUUAUGUUAUAUGUUUGUAAGUUAAUUGGUUUGUAAAAAAGGUAUUAACUAAAGAAAUGCAAACCUUGGAAGAUGUGACCUUACCAUACGAUCAUAAGGAAAAGGCAACAACUAUUUCAUUUGGUCUUUUGUCAGAUUUUAUCCCAUACACAAAUCACUUUUGUGUACAAAAAUUGGGAGCCAGAAAAGGCUGUCUUUUUUAGACUAGUGAAUUUCUUAAAAGAUUCUAAUCUUGAUCAAGAUUAUUGUUUUCCAUUGUAAAUUGGAGAAGGCAUUUGUUGAAUUCAAAAGAAUUUAAGGGAGGUAUGUUUCAAGGGAACUUUUGCAAGAGACCUUUAACAAGUAUGGAGAAGAUUGAUGAAUUUUUUUUCUUUAGUUUUUUCAGCAAAUAGGUAGGAUGCAGAGAUAUAUUUGCAGUGGAUCAUCUUUUUUGUUAUUGCUGCAUAUCUGCAUUAGUGCUAGAAAAGGGGUCAAGGGGUUCAAGCCCCCUCUGCUGAUGUUCUGUUUAUUUCUACUAAACUCUUUGUUUUUUUACUAGGGAAAGUAGAUAAAGUUAAAACAUGUAAGACCUUGCAAUUUUUGGUCAUCAUUUUGUUUUAUGGGAUACAUUCUUUAUUGAUGUCUCUGGUUCUGGCCAGUGCAGAAAACAGGGUUGCAGUUACACUGCAUCAACAACAUCAUCAAGAUAUCUCACUGUUUGUUUGUUUGUUUGUUUGUUUGUUUGUUUGUUUGUUUGUUUGUUUGUUUGUUUGUUUGUUUGUUUCUUUGUUUGUUUGUUUGUUUGUUUCUCUGUUUGUUUGUCCAAGUGAAUGGUAAUUUUUUACCCUGCUUGGUGGGAAGGUGCUGUCGGCUUUCAAAAAAACAACAUAUUUUCAGACACCACAAAAGAAGGUCAAGGGUCAUUUUUCUAGUUAAGAAAAAUAAGAGGCUCAAAGCAUGAGCCUUGUGGGAACCAAAUGUCACUUUAUUUGCAUGUCUGCACUUUAUCCUGAUUGCAUUUCUUCCUGUUUAUAAGGUAUGAUAUUAGAGAAUGAUAAAUCUUUUCAUAAAAGUUUGCUUUAAUUUUUCGCAAAGUCUUUUGUAGUUUGCAGUAUCAAAAGGAUUCUUUUAGUUUAUUAAAGUUAGUCCUUCUUAGUCCCCAAUAGUCAACCUACUCUACCAGGCAUCACUGCUUUUUUAUGCAAGCAGAAAUAGUGCAGAGUGAUUUUUUCUUUCUGUAAACUUUUUGCAAAUUAAUACCCAAGUACUGGUCCAGCUGAUAGAAAACAAUAUUUUCAACAAUACUAGAUAUUGAGGGCGAAAAGAUAUUGGGCAAAUAUUUGAUUUUCCUGUUUUUUCUCUGCCCUUGAGAAUUGAAACAAAUCUGGAAGUUAUCUAGCUAUCAGAUAACACAUUGGCCUGAUGCAUUAAAAAACAAAACCAAAUACUUGUCUAUGAAUUUUUACAUUAUAGAUCUAUCAAAGCUCUUUUCUACUUUGCGAUUUGUUAACUAUAUCUCUUUACUCUAUUUCUACAUCCAGAAAACAGAUGGCUCCACGCCUAGAUUUCUUCUAAUCUGGAUUCAGCUUUUACCCCUCAGCAAGCAUAGGACUGGAAGUAUCAAGUAUCUUAUCUGCUGUCAGAAGGAUUUAUUCUAAGAAAAUGUCAACUUGUGAGCAUGAAAUGUCGCUUCCUCGUCUUCCUGUGCCCCCACUGAGACAGACCAUCAAUAAAUAUUUGUUAUCAGUGCAGCCACUUUUGAACCAACGCGAAUUCCAGGCAACGCAAAAUGCAGCUGAGAAGUUUUUGCAACCUGGAGGCAUUGGAAAAUCUCUGCAAAAGGGUUUGGUAAGAAGAUCAAAGCAAGUUGAAAACUGGCUGAAGGAAUGGCAUGAUGAUGAGUCAUACUUUAGACCAGAUACUCCUGUUAUUUUCAAUGCAAGUCCCGGUAUUGCCUUUCCUAAACAAACCUUCAGUUCAAAUCUUGACUAUUUAAGGUAUGCCGCUACAGCAGUAAAAGCUGUUCUUGAAUUCAAAUCGUUAAUCGACUACGAAGGUCUCCAAACUGAUAUUUCACGCUCCCGGCCGACAGCAAUGGAUCAAUACGGCAAGAUAUUGUCCAGCUGCCGAGUUCCACACCCAAGGAAAGACUACCUCGUUACGAGUCGAGGGAUGAAUUCGAGACAUAUCAUUGUAAUGUGCAAUGAACAGGCCUUUGAAAUAGAUGCUUAUAGAAAAGGUGAAAUUAUAAGUGUAUCGGAAAUAUUGAAGCAGCUAAGAGAAGUGGUCGCGAUGAAAGAGGCCGAAGCAAAGCCACAUUGCAUCGGUGCACUUACGACCACAUGCAGACGACUUUGGGGGCAAACGUUUAACAAGCUCCAGCAAGAUCCUGUCAACCGAAAAAGUUUGGAAAGGAUAAUUCAGUCAGUGUUUGUAUUGUGUCUUGACAAGCCGAAUCGGAUUGUACAACGUGAAAUAUCUGAAGGUGAAGAUAUUGUCAGGUCAGUUUCGAUAAACCAGAUGCUUCAUGGGUGUGGAACCGAGAACAACUCGUGUAACAGAUGGUUCGAUAAGGUUUUCCAGCUGAUAAUUUCUGAAGAUGGUCACGUUGGCUGCUGCUAUGAGCAUUCCGCCGCAGAGGCACCUCCUGUCCAGCGUCUGUGUGAUUACAUCAUCAAGAAGUGCGCUGUCCAAAAUGCUUCUGACCUCGUUCAAGCCAUGCAGGCUCCACACCAAAAGUCUGCGAUACAACUGCAAUGGCGGUUAAGCGAUGAAAUGAAAGAGAAGAUUGCGUUUGCAAAACAAAGCUUGGAUCGGCUGGUUGCAGAUGCUGACAUGCAAUUCAUACGAUACAAUGGCUUUGGCAAGAACAUCCCAAAGGCCAACAAACUAAGCCCAGACGCCUGCAUUCAGUUGGGGCUUCAGCUUGCAUUCUUCAGAUUACACGGACAUAUCCCACCGACCUACGAAACUGCCUCCACAAAGUGGUUUAGGCUUGGUAGAACAGAGACAAUACGAACAGCCUCGAUCGCUUCAAAGGCUUUCUGUGAGUCCAUGGCAGUGCCAAAUCUUCCGGUACAUGAAAAAAGGAAUUUGUUUGUUAAAGCAGCGAAAGAUCAUACAAAGUACACCCUUGAGGCAAUGAGCGGACAAGGCGUGGAUCGCCAUCUUCUUGGCCUCAAAUGUUUGUGCAUUGAAGAGGGUUACCGUCUGCCCGAGCUGUUUCUCGACAAAGGCUACCAAUACAGCAUGUACCACGAGUUAGCGACUAGUCAAGUGCCAUCGCAAUUUGAUUGUGUGACUUGUUAUGGACCGUCAGUUCCAGAUGGCUAUGGAGUUUGAUACAAUCCGUUAGAGAGUCACAUCAGCUUUGCAGUGAGCACCUUAAGGUCACAAUCGGCCACCAGCACCGCACGUUUUGCAGAGGCUCUAAAGACGAGUUUUGAUGAUAUUGGAAACAUUCUUUUAAGUCCGAGAUUUUGAGAGAGUGGGUUUAAUUGAACAAUUCUCGGGUAAUUAUUUAAGUUAAGAUAAAACCUUGUUUUAAAUCGUAAUAACAUUCACACUGACAAGAGGCAGGCUUUUGUCGUUUCGUUUCAGCAAGUAGAACAAUGUUAUUAAUUUUUCCUUCUCAACAUUGAUGUCAUUACCAUCAUAAAAUAUUUAUCAUUUCUUUAAUGCACUAUCAAAUGUUAACUCUACUUUUGAACUGGUCCUUCGUUAAUAAAUUUCGUUUCUAGAAAUGUAAAAAAGGGAAAAAACAACUUGACUAAAUUCAAAAACAGUGGAUAUGGACCGAUCGGCUUGAUUUGUUUUAUAUUUGAUAUCAUCGACGUAAUGGUAUCAAUCUAUACGAGAAUAUUCAAAGUUUCUAACUUAUCUCUCUGAUAUAACAUGGCCAUUUCAGAGUAAGCAAAGCUCUUUGAUAAUCAAACCUACAAGCUUACAGCUUUCACAUAAUCGACCAGCCUAAAGGUCUGUUCAUAUGAGAAGAGUUGUCCCACUGAGAUGGGAAAGCCCACUGAGGUGAGACCCAAUCGAUAAACUGACUUGUAUGAAGAAAUAACAUUACGUUCAUAUGAGAGGUUAACUAUCCAACUUGAGUGAGAUCUAGCUGUCGUGCCAGUGGGAUCUCACUGAGGUGGGAUAAAGAUCUCCCAUAUGAACACGUUCCUAGGUUAGGUGGGAUGAAUCUGUCAGUAUUGCGCAAGCGCGAAUUAGCAGGAUUUCCAAUUCAACAUGGCUGCUAGCAUAUCUGGACACGAAGAACCAAAGAAAAAGAAUUUUCGAUGGUCAACCGCCAUGUUUGAAAAUCUAAUUACAUGCUUUAUAAAACGAAGAUGGAGUACCAACAUUUAGAUUUUGAUGCUGAUAUGCCUACCCAAAUUAAGGCCGUGAGGGAGGAAAUGGCGAGACUACAAAACAAACGAGAGUUUGGUCCAGUUGGGCUAUCUGAUUCCACGAAACCCAUCGCAGAGAUGUCUGUCGAAGAAAAAACACACAUUUUCACAACGAGACUGGCUCACCUCGGCGGGAUAAAAUGCCCAUAUGAACGUAACCUGAUAAUCAGCUCGCUUCGGUGGGAUAUCCCUCUUCAGUGGGAUAACUCACCUCAUUUGAACAGGCCCUAAAGUGCUAUUUUUGCAAUACAGUCCAACAAUUGGCAUUCUGUUAAUUGCCUGACUGCCAUAUUGUACUUCGUUUUUGCUGUUGUUGCUCAUCUUUGGCUAAGUCAUGAAAAAAGCAAAGAGUUUGUGACGAAAAUCGGAGGCAUAUAGUUACGUGUUUGUUCAAUGAGUAGGAUAACAUAGUUGAAGCUGGCCGAUAUUUCAACAAAAUGAGAUCUAUUUUGCCUAGGUUCAAAAAUCCUCGUCAUGAAAUAUGGAACCACGCACUCUUUUGCUGCUUCACUUUUGUUUCCGGCCUUUCUUGUUACUCUCAUGUGUGACUCUAUCUAAAUAAGUUAUUCUUAUUCUGUGAGCUGAGCAGCGCAACAGCGGCAUCUUCUUACCUUACUGGGGCAUGCUUUGUCCUCCUUUGAGCAGAUUUCAAGCCUUUUUACAGCAGAUUAAGUUUCCACCAUUGGAAUUGAUUUAGUCAACCGAAAUUUGCCAACGUUAAAGCUAGCUUGAAGAAAAUUAUGGUCUGAUUUUAUACGAAUUCCAUUAAAAAAAAUGAUCACAAAGAAUGAAAAGAUAAGAAAUGAAAAAAAUUAAAUCAAGGUAUUUGAAGUAUGCUUAAGGAAAAAAUAGUAUUUUCUCUCUCGCAACUGUUAGAUUUUGGUUAAAUAAAAUUUUAUGGGUUUUUCUUCUACCGAUUCAAAAAACCUUUUCGCCUUGCCUUAACAAUUUUGUGCAAUAAAUGCAAGUUACACGUACUCGAAUGAAAAAAGACAGUUUUGGAAAUAAAGGAUUUGUAAAGCAUUAACCUUUGUUGUACAAGCUUGACAAUUGAAGAUGGGUGGAUAGGCCGUUUUAGAACUGCUAACUGAGGGGCAAAUCACUUCCGAAAAUUUUUACGAGAUUAUUAAUCAAAAGAUAUUAUUUUGUGAUUAAAGUCAUUGUUUUGUGAUUAAUGUGAUUUUUUGUUUUUUAAUGGAUUAUUUUUUUUAUUUUUGUGAUUACUUUUUGAUUAUUUCAUGAUUAUUUGAUUAUUUUGUGAUUAUAUUGGGAUUAUUUUGUGAUUAUUUUGCAAGUUUUUGUAAAUAUUUUGCAAUUAAUUUCAAUUUGUAUCAAUCUUUAAAAAAUAAGAGAUUUUUGCAUGCUAGAAAUAGAACAUGAAUACUGCUUUUCGGAAAAAUCAAUAUUUCAAGUUUCCAUGCCCUUGACCAUGAUGGCCAUAUUUAGACAAAGGAUUUCGUGGCUUGACCUAGAAAUGAUAUCUUAGGCCAUCUCGCUUCGCUGCUUUCGUCAGCGCUCUUGCCCUAUAAUUUUAACCGGCAUUCCUGCAUAAGACAGGCUUUCUAGCGUGCAAUCCCCCUAAACACAAACUGAUACAUUAUGUUUUGACCAUAGGCUUAGACUUGCAUUUUUUUCAGGGGGGGGGGGCUAAAAAAAUUAAUGACAAUUCCUAAUGGCAGCUGCUGAUGUCACAGGAUAGAAAGUUUUUCCGUGCAUUUUUCAUUAUCGAGGAAGAAAAAACACACAAAUGAAAUGAUUGAAAGUUUAUUUUUAAAUCAUAAUCAGUUUUUUAAGGUUGAGAUCAUCAGAUCUAUUUAGGCACCCAAAAUGUACUCUUUCUCGCGGCAUUUCUUGAUAUGAAGGUGUCAACAAGUUCAUCAAUUGACAGAUCUUAUCACAAAUUUGUCCAUAGCUAUUAUCAUGUCAGCAAAGAUCGCACGUUGCUUUCCUCUGAUGCUUCCAGCCUCUCUGAAGGAUUGGCCUCGAGUUGGAUCUGACCUUAUGUUCACAAUAAUUUCAUACUUUAUUUUGUUGUAAAUGCAAUUAUCUAAUGCAACAAAUCCUAUACGUGAAACCAAUAAUAUAACAAACUAAUCUAAAAAUUGGUAAAGCACUUACUUAUUUUCCAGGGGGGGGGCUCAGCCCCCCUCGGUUUUCGUCAGGAGGGGCUGAAGCCCCAGAGCCCCCCCUUAGUUUACGCCUAUGGUUUUGACAAUUUAAAAGCCGAAAGGGAAGAGAGAUGAAUUUUCAAUUUGUUUCUUUUAAUUAAGAAUGUUUAUACAUUACUUUCUUAUAAGAUAAUUUCAUAUAUGCAUACUUUCUUUUAAGAUUAUUUCAAUGAAUUUCGAGACUGGCUAAUAUUCUUGAUUUAUUCUUAGAUUUUACCAAUUUUGAGUCUCAAUAAACUUAUGACAAGAAUAUCAAAAUUUUAAUAUUGUUAGCAUUGUCUAAAAUUUCAAAAGGUUCAAGAAUUGGUAAUGUUUGUCAUGUAUGGCAAUAAUCGUUAUAUUUUUUGUCUUUGCUAUGAAGUUUUUUUCCAUGGAGCAUUUUCUUUUCCAUAUUUCUAAUCCUCCUGAAGUAUGUCAUUGGUCUUCCUCUCAACGACCAACGUUUUCUGUUGUGAAAGAAGUAAAUAAUGUUUUUAAAUAUAUCUGAAAUAACUUUACGUUGUAAAUUUUUCCAGUUGGAAAUUGGCAACCAGGGUCACUGUGAGUAUUUGCUUCCCUUGUGAUCAUUUUCAUGCACCUUUGGAACGAAAUGGGGGUAAAGAUCAAAUUAGAAUUGCUAUGAUGUUUUCUGAAAUGCAUUUGAAGCAAGUCUGUUUGGGUGUUAUGGUUAUGGUUAUUUGAUUUCUAUUUUUCUUUUUCAAAUUGUUAUUUGUUAUUUUUUUAUUCUUACUAUUAUUAUUCAAACAAAGCUAAUAUUAAAUUAUCGUCAUUUCGCAUCAAACUGGGCACAUGGCUCUGAUAGCUCCUUCGUGAGUUUUUUCCAUGUGUCCAUCAGCUGAUCUUAUAUAAUAUCUUAUGUUGUUCCCUGUAAUGUAAUCUUUAUUGUUAUUAAUGAUUGUAUCUUAACAACUAGCAUGACGUAUCUUGUAAUUAAUUGAUUUUUGUUGCUGAAAGAAAAAAAAGUUUUGAUUUUGAUUUUGUGUAGUUAUGCCAUACUUUAGGAAAUAUUCAUAUCACAGCAUAUUUCCAGAAGUAAGGGGUUAAUUGGCGGGGCACUUAGAAAAUUUGCUGACCACGUCCUUUAUUUUUGCUAUUAGUGUAAGCAAAGGUACAAAGGUACUGCUACAAAGGUACUAGAAGAAAAUUGAUUGGUGAUUUUUAGUGGUAUCGCAAUAGAGUUGUCAAGUGAGGAUAUCACAAAAAUCUAUUUUUAGAAUUGUUCAAAUUUGUUUCCAUAACCCGAAAGAGCAUCAUGAAAUACAUCUAAAUUUACAAAAUCCUCAUCAAAUCCCUGUAACUGAGCCAAAAUAACAGUAAUCCGUUAGCAAACUUUAAAUCUUCUAUUAGCCAUAGCUCACCCGAUUUUUGACAAAUUUAACUGAUUUUGCAUAAACGGGAAUUAUU
This is a messenger RNA of Rhopilema esculentum, 8456 nucleotides long. Lineage: Eukaryota; Metazoa; Cnidaria; Scyphozoa; Rhizostomeae; Rhizostomatidae. The record is from RefSeq and is a predicted model, not a curated record.